AUGGAGCACAUCUCCAAAUGUGUAGUAGAACGAGAUUCUAUGGAAUUACAACAGUCCUGCUAUGAUGAUUUGAAGUUGGCAAAUAUUUUUAAUAACUUGACUGAGGAAACAGAUGUUCCUAUAGAUGCCGUAAAUGACGUUGCAGAUCUAAAUUGUUCUAUUGUCGCUCACUCAGCAUCAGGUAAAGUCAAUAUGAGAGAAACUAGGGCUACACUUGUUCCAUGCACAACUCCAAAGGAGCUGCAUUCGAGUGUGCCCCUGAGCUAUUUGAUACCUUUACCAGAUUCGGACCCAUAUGUUCAUCUUAAUUUUUCAAACUACCGUCAGUUUUAUGACAGGGUGGGUCCUAUUAGGUUUCAGACACCUUUAUCUGGUGGAAUGAAGUCUCCGCAUGUUGAGUUGCGUCUUUGGAAUGAUGACAAUACACGACUUAUAUCACAGAAUUCUUCCAAGCGAAGAGUGUAUAAUAUUUAUUGGCUUCCCAAAAUCUUUUCUAACAUCGCACUUCGGGCUGCCAUAAAAUUUGUUGAAGAUUAUAACAUUAGGGACGGGCGCAGUAUAAAGCGUGAAAUUGAAUGUCACUUGUAUAUGUAUCAAAAGCUUUUAUCAGUAUCAAAGGCUAAUAAUAAGCCUUCUUUAAUUUUUAACGAUGAUUGGCCCAGUGUUGAAGUUUUGGGUUACUUUUUGGACAAGAAGGAACCUGGGCAGUCUACCCUUGUGACCCGUAAAUUGACAGGUCCUGAUUUUUUCUAUAUUAUAAGGUCUGAGAAUAUGAAUGGGUUUUCCUCUAGGAUAACACCAAUCUACGAGUUUAAUAAGUUAGAUUGGUGUAUCACCGCAUUGAAUAGAAUUGCACAGUUUGGUGCUAUAGGAAUCCGCCAUAAUGAUAUCAAGCCGGAUAAUAUAGUAUUGGAUGUUUAUUUCGAUACUGGUGUCAAAAAGGUGGAUGUAAAGAUCAUCGAUUUAGGUGCUGCUUCAAUGGAGUUCACUAGAGAAUUUACUGGCGGAACACCAUGGUAUGAAUCACCUGAGCAAAAGCUGCUAGAAUUCUACACGAAAAAGCAUCGUGGUCAUGCUAGGGCACAGACGGUGGCAAUCUCAAAAUCCUCUGAUGCCUGGGGAGCUGGUCUUUCAAUUGUUGAAGUUUUGGUGGGAAAACGUGUUGUCGAUUAUAUCAAGGCGCCAUAUGGCCCGGGAUCGUUGGAAUUUAAGGGUGCACCAGAUGAUGAUAUAUUUGUUUAUUCGACUGAUAUCAAAUACGAUCGCCUUUGGUGGAACAAGGAUGAGUACUGGGCUACUCCGCCACAAGUCUGGAUUCAGCACGCUAAAAGAGUCCUAAACUUGGACAAAACACCCGAUAGGUAUUCUAUAUGUCAUCACGCCGCCAAGUUUGUCUUUGAUAAGCUUGUUGUCGUAGAUCCUAAUAAGCGCAGCCCCGUAAAGGAGGUUGCGUCUAGCUUACGCAGAUUUGUAACUGAAGCCAUAUCACAGCAUCUCUAA
Messenger RNA from Theileria equi strain WA, 1500 nucleotides. RefSeq lists its product as hypothetical. The record is from RefSeq and is a predicted model, not a curated record. Bases 1 to 1500 code for a protein of 499 amino acids. Gene Ontology annotation, biological process: protein phosphorylation; mitotic DNA damage checkpoint signaling. Gene Ontology annotation, molecular function: ATP binding; protein serine/threonine kinase activity. Lineage: Eukaryota; Apicomplexa; Aconoidasida; Piroplasmida; Theileriidae. The transcript has 2 exons. Gene Ontology annotation, cellular component: nucleus.